CACAGCCUAAAAUUGAAAAAAACAAAAACAUGUGAAAACACCAGUCCGCCAAAAACUUCUUCAGUGUACGCACAGUUAACGCUUGGAAUUCCCUACCGGAAAAUGUGGUGUCUGCACCAUCCUUGAAUGCUUUCAAGAAUAUGAUUGACAUGGUCUGGAAGGCACAUAAAUUCUCCAUGAACCUAGAUUGGUUUCAAAUUGCCAGAAUCAUGAGCCAUGAGCACCAACCUGCAGAUAACAGAGUGUGAAAACAACGAGCAGGAAGGAACAAGCAAUGAUACGAGUCGAGAUAUUUGUGAUUGAAGGGGGUUGAGUUGCCUCAUGGUUUCAGAAGUAGAACAAUGGAAACUGAGUGCAUGCAUGAAAGAGUCACUGUUGAUCAGUUUCAUCAGUGGAUCAGAGGUCGAGCAACAGAGAGCAAUCUUGACCAGUACCCUAGGACAGACUUUUCCUGUUAUAUUGACUACAAGUACAUGAAGGAUGUGUUCUCUGAGCACCCGCAGAUGUUUCAGCAGGUGGUGUGGAAAGAGUUCGGACUUGGCAACUUUGAUGGAAAGGACAGCACCAUAUGGCUGAGCAGUGAAGGUGCGAACACCCCUGGUCAUCAAGACACCUAUGGCUUCAAUCUGGUCACUCAGCUGGUAGGAAGGAAGCUGUGGAUAUUGUUCCCACCUGAGGACACAAGAUACCUAUAUGCGACUCGUGUUCCUUACGAAGAGUCAAGUGUCUUCACACAAGUCAACGUAAGGAGACCAAUUGUAGAGCUCAAUCCAGAAUUUCAGAAAAGUCAUCCAGUGGUCAUUGUACUUCAUCCUGGGCAAACUUUGUACGUCCCGCGUCACUGGUGGCAUUAUGUGGAGUCCCUGGACCCAGCCAUCAGUGUCAAUGUGUGGGUCCCAGUGGAGGAAGACAGAGACUCUCAGCUGCAUGAGGCUGUGACCCGAUUCUGUGCCUCGAGCCUGAUACAAUGUCUCGACACCGGUCUGGACUCUAAUGUGAGGAGCUCUCUUCUGAACCCAACAGAAACGCUGUACCCAGCAGAUGUGAACUUUGGUCUUCUUAGAACUGCAUUAUUACAAGCAGUCUCUAACAACUGUGUGUCAGCUGUCACCUCUCCACUUCAGGAAGAUGGACAUAAUCCUGCAACAACUGUACUUAGAAAUGUGGCAAAAACUAAAUCUACUAAAGUUGAGGAGAAUAUGUUUUCGAGAAAUGAAGUUGAUGUUGUGACUUCUCAGAAAAGUGAUGUCACAGAAAUGGAAUCUCCUAGACUGAAUGAAAGAUUAUUUUCCACAGAUAAAGUGACACCUAUGAUUCCUGUAUCCAAGAAUGAAAAAGAAAUGGAAUCUGCUGAAGAAGCCAAUGAAAAAUUGUGUUCAAGAAGUCAUGAUGUGAAUGAAGGAGAAAGUCAUUUCCAAUCAUUUGUUAAUACGAUUAAGAAUUAUGAAAUCUCUUUUUGUGAAAGUCCUUAUGGGUUUGGGGAAAAAGAUCACAGCCUUCUCUUGGCCAAGAGGACAUGGGGUGGUUCACUGCAAUGCUCUCACAGUCUUUCCAAACAGAGAAAGUUAUCUUCAGAAAUAUCUCGGAGAGAAAAGAAGGAUGAAAACGAUGACAACGAAAGUAGGACUGGGCAUUCCAUUCGUCACCCGAAACUGGAAAGUGAGACUGUGUUAGAGACAUCUGUGAGAAAAGGAGAAGAUUCUUGUUCUGACAGUAGAAAUGAGAUUCAGUCCUCAGCUCCUACCGGAGAACAUAAACGAAAGAUUGUUUCUGUAAAGCCGUGUACAUUUUCUUCUUAUCUUCAGUUUUUGGAUGAAUUAUGUGAGUACUCUAAAUGCCGCGCUUGUAGAUACCACCGAAUAAAGCACCGUGCAACAAAUGACUCUGGUGAAUCAGGAAUUUCUGAUUGUGUCUCGUCUAGACAACCGGAAAGUGAUACUUUGCCUGUCCAAGACAGUGAUGUUUUUAGCAGGCCAAAUAUGUCUUUUAAAUGCAAAAUGGUGGCUACUGCAUUAUCAAGUUCCUCAUUACCUUGUGACACAUUAUCAAACACUACACUGCCGACAAAGACUAAUGACAAUAUUAUAGAAACUGAUACUACCCCACAGUCUGUUAACAAGGUGGAAAACUCCACUGGCAGUUUGGAUGUUGCAGAUAAAAAGAGUGAUAAUGACGUAUCAGAUUCUAAAGCUGGCUGUUCGCGAACUGAUGAACGUACAUUUCCUCUGGCAGCAGACCAUAUCCCUGACCUGAACAGACUCUCAGAUAGAGAAAUUGCUGAAAGCUUCCUUGUCAGCGUUCUACAUCCAGACAUCAUUACCGAAGUCGUCUCACGUUUCAAAGAACAGUGUACGUUAUGUCUGAAGGGGAAGGAUAAGGAAGAAGUGGAUCCAUGACUCUGCCUGACUUAAAAGCACAGAAUUAUUGUUUUAGUAAGGUUCGUUAUGUGGUUCAGUGUGAAAUUUAGUCAGAUGUUUUAGAGCAAUCAGCAAAAAAUGUGUUUGGAGAAGAGAGAAGAGAGUGGUGAGGGGGGCGGGGGGUAGACUGAUAAAGAGAGGGAGAAACAGAGAGAUAA
This is a messenger RNA of Aplysia californica (California sea hare), 2575 nucleotides long. Its product is annotated as HSPB1-associated protein 1. Gene Ontology annotation, molecular function: 2-oxoglutarate-dependent dioxygenase activity. NCBI's taxonomy places the organism in Eukaryota, Metazoa, Mollusca, Gastropoda, Aplysiida, Aplysiidae. The record is from RefSeq and is a predicted model, not a curated record.